GAGCUUUAUUGCUACCAGCUCGUUCUGCAGGCGCAAAUGCCCUUGUCAAUGGAGUUCGCUGUCAAGUCAGAGCAAUACAAUCUAUUCUAAAGUAGGGGUUUAUUUCACAGUUUUGUGCUUAAUAGCAUACUAUUGCUUUUAGGACCAUGGCUGCAAAGAUUUUGCCUGUAGUCAAAUUUGCAACAAAAGUGACCAUUGCAGGUGGCGCCCUGUAUGUUGCAUAUGAUUCAGGACUUCUUGGAGAUAGCAAAGAGGGAUCGGUCACCUUGGGUCGAGCUAAAGCUGCCAUCCCACCUGCUGUGGAGGAGUGGAUGAAGUACUUUGGCUUUGAGCUUCCUGCCACGCCCAAAAUUGAGUUCUCACCACUGGAUGCAUGGAACUCAGGGGUCCAGAAGUCUAUCCAUGCCCUAUCGGUCACCCCGUCCACAGUUAGUGACUACACCAAACAAGGCCUCCAAUACGUUAAAAACCUCACAAAAUGAGUAUUUAGAACUUUAAAGUUAGUAUAAGAUGCUCUCGAAAUAUUUCAGUGGAUGAAAAGACUUACACACUUCGAGAAGCUUUUCCCCUGCAUAUAUGUCACAGACUAAAUUCCAUUAUGGAACAAAAAUUUGAAUUAUUAUGAGGAUAGUAAUGGUACAAACCCAAUUUUGCUCUUCGGUAACAGAAAAAUACAGUUGUAAAGCAUUGAGAUGAAUCAAAAAUAAUUUGAAGAUCAUAAUAUAAGUGGGUUAUAUGUAUAUUGUUAUUCAGCUCU
Molecule: messenger RNA, 757 nt
Organism: Sinocyclocheilus grahami
Lineage: Eukaryota; Metazoa; Chordata; Actinopteri; Cypriniformes; Cyprinidae
Product: MICOS complex subunit MIC13
Exons: 4
Coding region: 147-482 (111 amino acids)
Biological process (GO): cristae formation
Cellular component (GO): MICOS complex; mitochondrial crista junction
Source: RefSeq, a predicted model, not a curated record